AUGAUAGCCCUUUUUUCUGUCUUCCUGCUCUCCGUGCUGCUUCUCUUGCAGGAGCAGGGAGUGAAUGGGGUCCCUCCACAGCUGAGAGGUGUCCAGUGUAGGACAAGACCCACAGACCUUGUCUUCAUUGUUGACAGUUCCCGGAGUGUACGACCCAAUGAAUUUGAAAAAAUCAAAGUUUUCCUGUCCCAAGUCACUGAGUCGCUUGAUGUGGGGCCCAAUGCUACGCGGGUUGGUGUCAUCAACUAUGCCAGCACAGUCAAGAAUGAGGUAUCCCUCAAGACUCACCGUACAAAGGCCAGUCUGCUUCAAGCUGUUCGGAAGAUUGAGCCCCUCUCCACUGGGACCAUGACAGGCCUGGCAAUCCAGUUUGCAAUCAACCGAGCAUUCAGUGAGCAAGAAGGAGCCAGAGUACACGCCCCUGAAAUCAACAAGGUGGCCAUCAUAGUGACGGAUGGGCGGCCCCAGGAUAUGGUGAAAGACGUAGCGGCGAGGGCAAGAGCGCUCGGGAUCGAAAUGUUCGCGAUUGGUGUGGGCCGCGUGGACAUGCACACCUUGCGGCAGAUCGCCAGUGAGCCUCUGGAGGAACACGUGGACUAUGUGGAGAGCUAUAGCGUCAUCGAGAAGCUGAGCUCGAAAUUUCAGGAAGCAUUCUGUGCGGUGUCUGACCUCUGUGCCACGGGAGACCACGACUGCCAGCAAAUCUGUGUCAGUGCAGGGACUUCAUAUACCUGUGCUUGCAAAGAGGGAUUCAUACUGAACAGUGAUGGGAAAACUUGCAGCGCCUGCAGUGGAGGGGCUGCCACAGAUCUUAUUUUCCUGAUUGAUGGGUCCAAGAGUGUCAGGCCUGAAAAUUUUGAGUUGGUGAAGAGAUUCAUCAACCAGAUUGUGGAUUCCCUGGAUGUGUCAGACAAAAACGCACAAGUGGGCCUUGUCCAGUAUUCCAGUACAGUAAGGCAAGAAUUCCCACUGGGGCGAUUCAAGAACAAGAAAGACAUCAAAGCAGCAGUGAGGAAGAUGACCUACAUGGAGAAAGGCACCAUGACUGGCCAAGCUUUGAAAUAUCUAGUGGACAAUUCCUUUGCCAUCUCCAGUGGAGCAAGACCCGGAGUUCCCAAGGUAGCUAUUGUGUUUACUGAUGGCCGGUCACAGGAUUACAUCAAUGAUGCUGCCAAGAAAGCCAAAGAAUUGGGUUACAAGAUGUUUGCCAUUGGAGUGGGCAAUGCUGUUGAAGAUGAACUGAAAGAAAUAGCCUCUGAACCGGUGGUGGAGCACUACUUCUACUCUGCUGAUUUCCGAACCAUCAACCAAAUUGGGAAGAAGUUACAAAGUAAAAUGUGUGUUGAAGAAGAUCCAUGUGAAUGUGAAGCCAUCGUGAAGUUCCAGACAAAAGUAGAUAACCUCCUAAAGGCAUUGACACGGAAGCUGGAAGCUGUGACAAAAAGGUUGACCGCCUUAGAAAAUAGGAUCACCAUUUAA
Molecule: messenger RNA, 1479 nt
Organism: Varanus komodoensis (Komodo dragon)
Lineage: Eukaryota; Metazoa; Chordata; Lepidosauria; Squamata; Varanidae
Gene: MATN1
Product: matrilin 1
Exons: 8
Coding region: 1-1479 (492 amino acids)
Source: RefSeq, a predicted model, not a curated record